GUUGGCAUAGAUAUUGCAUUGCUCAAUAUGAGUGAAUUGAGAGAUGAACAUAGAUUGGUGAUCUGCAUAGGUGACAUCCAUGGAUACUACUCAAAGCUCAAAAAUCUAUGGCGCAAUCUCAAAUUUCAAACAAACCCAUCUCAAUUUAAAAAAGCUUUAAUCAUAUUUCUUGGAGAUUAUUGUGAUAAGGGUCCAGAUACAAAUAAAGUGAUCGAUUUCCUAAUUGAUCUCCCUUCAAAAUACCCGAAUCAAAAGCAUGUGUUUCUGUUAGGGAACCAUGAUUUUGGGUUUUCGGCGUUUCUAGGACUACUUCCACCACCUUGUGAUGGGUCGGAGUUUAAGGAAGGAUGGAAAGAGAUUGGUGUAUGUAAUGAGGAGAAUGAAGGAUGGUAUUGUGGUGAAGGGUAUGAAAAUAUGCAUUUCCAUGGAAGAAGGUGGGCUGGGAUGAAGUUGAAUAAAGAAGGCACGGGUACUCAGUAUAAGGGCUCUGUUUAUAAUGCUGCCCCUACUUUUGAGUCUUAUCAAGUUCCUCAUGGCUCUGCUGAAUUGAGGAAAGUAGUGCCUGAUGAUCACAAGAAGUUCAUUGCUAAUUUGGUUUGGGUUCAUGAAGAGGACAAUGUUUGGAUUGAAAGCGCGGAGGGGCAAAAGAAGUGUAAGCUGAUAGCAGUGCAUGCUGGAUUUCAGCAAAAUAAACCAGUGGAAAUGCAACUGAAGCUCCUGAAAUCUAAGGACACCUCCAAACAAUGGUUAAAAUGUAUUCAAGACAAGGAUAGUGUUUGGGAUAUGCCAGAGGAACUGAAAGAACAAUCAACAAUUGUGGUAAGUGGUCACCAUGGAAAGCUUCAUAUUGAUGAGCUGAGGCUUAUAAUUGACGAAGGAGGUGGCCGUCAGAACAAGCCAUUGGCGGCUAUCAUCCUCCCAUCCAUGAAAAUUGUCCGCGACACUGACUUUUCAGAUGGAAAUCAAAUUUGAGUACUGAGUCAUGCAUAUAUUAUGUCAGAUUUAGGCAUGAAGCUGAUCUUCUUUAGUGCAACAUAUCAAUACUAAAAGUCAUCAGAUACUAGUCAAAAACCGUCUUAUAAUAUAAUGAGACAAUUUCAAAGCAAAAAUAAUUAUAUUUUAAUAAUUUGUAAUAAAUGAGUUAUUUAAUCUGUGUAUAAAGCGUCUCACAAUCACAAUAACACGUAACGAGGCCAACAACUUUGGUAAGUUAUUGAGCUUUGUUAUCUUAAUGGGCCUUGUGGCUCUUUGGUGUCUCGUGUAAUUAUUAUUAAUUUUCGAAGCGUUUCUAUAUUCAAGUCUAUUAAUUUACUAAAUACCAUGAAAUAGUGAAAUAUGAAAUAUUUGUCAAUGCAUUAA
Amaranthus tricolor (Joseph's coat) is the source of this 1359-nucleotide messenger RNA. Its product is annotated as tyrosine-protein phosphatase RLPH2-like. Lineage: Eukaryota; Viridiplantae; Streptophyta; Magnoliopsida; Caryophyllales; Amaranthaceae. The transcript is spliced from 4 exons. Bases 28 to 972 code for a protein of 314 amino acids. The record is from RefSeq and is a predicted model, not a curated record. Gene Ontology annotation, molecular function: hydrolase activity.